Messenger RNA from Brassica rapa (field mustard), 14401 nucleotides. RefSeq names its product regulatory protein NPR6. Gene Ontology annotation, molecular function: transcription cis-regulatory region binding; protein binding. Gene Ontology annotation, cellular component: nucleus. The record is from RefSeq and is a predicted model, not a curated record. NCBI's taxonomy places the organism in Eukaryota, Viridiplantae, Streptophyta, Magnoliopsida, Brassicales, Brassicaceae. Gene Ontology annotation, biological process: induced systemic resistance, jasmonic acid mediated signaling pathway; regulation of DNA-templated transcription; plant organ development.
UAUUUAAGGAAAUAAUGAAGCACAUUAAUAAUGUAUUUAUUGUGGUUUAAUUUAAAGCUUAUUAUAUAUUUAGAUGGAUCAAUCUAUUUCUUUAAGGAUUCUAAAAAUCAUUUUAGUGAUGACAUGUGUCUACAAAAAAAUGUUGCAAUGUUUCUCAAAUAAUAUAUAGGGGAUGUUUUGAUACUUUGUAUGUCGGUCAGUUUGAAGUGAUGUUCUCGUGAAGCUUUUCUUUUUCAGUUCUACACUUUGCGAAACAUUUGAGGUUGCUUUCACGAUAUAUGGGCUUUUGCAUAGACCUUAGCAUUGGGCUUAACUUACAACGAACAAAAUAAAUGAGUAAGACAAAGUUUGUUUUAUUUCAGCAUUGCAUUUACGUUUGUCUCUCACUAAAGGGUUAUGCCAAAAAUUUAGUAAAUCCAGAUUCUUAAAUUUUCCGGUUAAUCUCUUGAAUAAGAUAAGUCCCUUUUGAUGCUUGCAUUCCAUAAGGUAGGAUUAUACUUCUACUAGCUCUCAUAUGUUAUGUUCAUUGGCCUAAAUCUUUAGCUUCUUUUUUGUCUUCUGCAAACAAUGACAUACAAGCAAAAUUUCGCAUAAGACCAUACGUUAUACAAUGUAUAGAUUAUAUUUGUUACGAAGAAAAAAUAUUCAUAUGUGACAAUAUGUAUUCUAAAAGACCAUAUGUAUCCAAUUCAUUCAACAUUUAAACAGCAUGCAAGAGAGUCUUAAAGGAUGCAAUUUUGGAUUAACGGUCAACAGGUCACACUAGUAAAUUAGUAAUUAAGCAGAUUAUAUAUAACCGUAUUGGGUAGAAACAAAUAAAAAUUAUUCAAUAUAAAAGGAAAAGAGAAUGAGGAGUCAAGUCAAAACAUCACAUCAUUUUACACAAAGCAUACAACUGUCUUGUCUUGUCAAAUCAUUCGCGUCUAGACAAAAUCUUACUCCCUUGAACAAAAAAAAAAAGACAAAAAUCUUAUUUACAUGUUUUUUUUCUUAAUUUUGGUGUGAUCUCUCUAAGGCUUUUUAUACCCAAAAAUAUUUUACCAAUUAAAACGUUCCCAUAUCCAAAGAAAAUUGAACCCAUAGAUAUACUCACGUCUGUGAACCUUUUACCACUAGGCCAAGACCACUACUCCCAUACAUGCAUACUAAUACACAAACAUAGACAUGCACAUACAUGCUCCUUUGCUACUAUACAAUUAACUUUAGAAAACAAAUUUAGUGUAAAAGUUAAAGCCAUGAACUUUAUUAUUUUUUGGGUAAAAUUAGAGCCUUUUUUACCCAAUUUUUUCAACAUAGAUGACACUUUGGUACACAUUAAGCAAUUUGACCUUCUUAAUUUUUUUAACUAGAAAAUAACUCUUUCAACUCAUAUGUAAGUAUGAAUAUAAUAUUUGUCGUCCUUUGCUAAUUGCUACUAUUAACUUUAGAAAUUUUUUGUUGUUGUAAUUUGUAAAUGUUAAAGCUAUGAACUUUAGAGCUAUUUCGCAGAUAACAUUUUUUACCCAACGUUUUCAAAGUAGAUGACAUUUUUGGUGCAGAUUAAGCAAACAAUCUUCUUAAUUAAGACAAUAGUAAAUAACUCUUUCAACUCAUAUGUGAAAGACAAUGUAUUUCCCUUGAAGGACUUUGUGUAUUUACGUUAGAAUAUAUAGUACAAACUGUUCAGAGAAAUAUGGGAUACGCUAGAUACUAUACAGAGAAUAUACUGAGCAUAUCUAAACUAAUAACAGAAGAUGUUUAUCUUCUAAUACCCUCCCGCAGUUAGAGAUGGCAUUUGGUACCACCCGCCCCGCAUUGGCCCGCCCCGCUGCGGUCUCUCUCUCCGGCGGUUCUUUGCGGGUAAGCCCGCCGUGACCCGCGGUACUUAAACCUCUGCCCAAACCCGCCCCGCUUACUACAUAGGACAUUGCGGGCUGGCCCGCGGGUAUGCAAAACAUGAUGUUUCAUUGGGGUGAGCUUGAGAAGAUGUUGUUGUUGUUGUUGUUGCACGGUGCAACUUGCUUCGGACGAGGAGAUGGAGAGUUCCAGUGGAAGCUCGAGGAAGGAGAGAAGCUCCAGUGGUGGUGGAAAGAAGAUGGAGAGAAGCUCUGAUGGUGGUCUUAGUCGAGGAGAAGAAGAAUCGGUUGGUGGUGCUGCUCCUCUGGUGCUCGUUGGUGGAGUCGUGCUGUAGAGAACCCUGAUCGCCAUUUUCGUCUCUUGACUCUUUUUUUUUUCAGGUGUAAAGACAGCAAAUGAGGAAGUGGUCGCGGGUUAUGUCGACCCCGCAAGACCCACUGAGCCUAGACCGCAAAAGCCCAAACCCGCAUGACACUUACCCGCGAGACCCGCUUUUAAAUGGGCUUCGAUUACCUUUACCCAAAUCCGCCCCGCAUGGGUCUUGUACGGGCCAGGCCCGCGGGCUGCGGUCAAAAUGCCAUCUCUACCCGCAGUUGUAGCGUGGGUUCCGUCACGCCUAAACUGGAUCGGAAGCUCGUGAACAGUGUUGAAGAUAGUCCUUUUGUGAAGAUAUCUGCAUAUUAUAGAGUAGAUGGAUUGUGAAGGACGCGGACCUCGCCCAUUUGGACCUUUUCUCUCACGAAAUGAAUAUCAAUUUCUAUGUAUUUGGUCCUUUGAUGUUGAACUGGAUUAGUGGACAAGUAGACAGCACUGAUGUUGUCACAAUAAACAAGUGUAGCGCGUUGUAGUGGUUGACCUAAUUCCAGUAAUAGAUUACGUAGCCAGCAAGCUUCUGCCACUGCAUUGGCAACGCCUUUGUAUUCUGCCUCGGCACUCGAUCUGGAGACUGUUGGUUGAUGUUUUGCCGACCAGGAUACCAAAUUAUCGCCUAGGUAGAGGCAGUAGCCUGAAGUCGAGCGUUGCGUAUUGGGGCAUCCUGCCCAAUCAGUGUCGGAGUAGGCAGUGAGAGUCGUCUUCUGAUUUUUGAGAAGUUGGAGGCCAAGCUGUUUGGUUCCCUGAAGGUACAGAGAAUAUACUGAGCAUAUCUAAACUAAUAACAGAAGAUGUUUAUCUUCUAAUAAUAUGUAAGUACGAAUGUAAUUAUUGUGGUCGGAUGACGAAAAACGAACUACACGAUUGGUCAUUUUGGCCUUGAUUAAUCUAAAGAAACGGCAACGUUUCGCGGAUUUGGGGCCAAUACUAUAGUUGAUGCAUUGAUGAGUAACCAGCGGAGAGAAAGGGCAAAAGGGAAGUAGCGUUAUCUGACGUGAAGAGGAAGGUGGUAAAGGAACGACGCUACACAUAUAUCACCGCUGAAGAAGGAUCAUAGAGACCAUAUGCGAGACCCGUUUAAAGAUGGAACAAAUUAUUAAUUACUUCAUUCAUGUCAGAUUAAACAUAAGAAAGUGAAUACAUAUAUGAAUGAUCGGUUGUCUAAAUCGUGCAAUGAUAGCAAUCAAUCUUUACCCUUUUAGAUGUUAUUAAUUCAUUAAUCAGCAGUGUUGAAUUAGUAUUUUGAUGAAGUAUCAUUUCAGUUGAAAUAAUUGAUCAUUUGAGUAUUAGUUGAAGGGUUCGCAGUUCUCUGGAUAAAUUAAGUUUGCAAGGUGAGUUGGUGAUAAGACAAUAUGGCUAUUCGUACGCUUUAUUAAUUUCUAAAACUUCUGUUUCAGAUAAAGAAUUAAGUGAUAUAGAUCUUCUCUUCAUUGAUGAGGCAAGACUUUGAAUAGCUAUCAAUGGAAUUUGAAAAAUCAGAUAUAGAGAAACAGACUAUAUAUAUAUAUAUAUAUAUAUUGAGAGAUAUGUCAUAUAAAUACAAAAAUAUAAUACAUACUACUAUUCAAUAAUGUACGUUAACAAUUGUUUUUGCAUGCAAUUGAUUAGAAAGUUGAGAAGCUUUGGUGAGAAGUAGGUGAAGAUAGAGUAAUAACAGCCUUUGGUAACCAGAACAUUAUUAUAUACGACCACACUAAAAGAUUUUGUUCAAUGUUUUAACUUUUAAACUAUUGAAGUAAAUCUUCUUUAUCUAAACAAAAAGCAGCUGAGAUUUACUAUUUCACCACAUGUCUUCUUGUUCUUUUUCUUUCUUUCAAUAUUUGCAAUCCUUAACAAACACUUCUUCUGUCUUUUGCCACAAUAAUUAUUUGUUUCAGUUAUUUAAUUAUGUACCCCAAAUCGUAUUAUGUUUAUCAUAUUAUGCUGAGGACCGGUUCUGUGCACACGAAUACACAGCUAAUAGACUAAUUUAUUGGUUAUACAUUAGGGUAUAUUAUUUCAAUUUCAGGAGUUUCAGUUGAAGAUGACUUUGAGUUUGACUCGUGGAAUUUAUAUUGGUCUAGAUUUUCUUCUUUCAAAGCUGUCAUCCAAGUGGAAGAAAGUAUGCACUGAUGCCACGAUGUCUACGAAAAUGCUAGGGCAAUAAUUUACAUUACUUAUGAAAGAUAUAGACUUCUAGUUGGCAAGCAAUAAAUUGAUUGUAUAAUGUACGGUUAUUGAAGUCGUUUCUAAAGCAAUACGGUUUAAAAUAAUUUAUGAGAUGAUAUUCAAAAAUUCCAUUAAAGUUGAUGGUUAACAUAUGGUUUAUAUUGUUUACAAAAUGAUGUAACAGUAAAUUAUAAAUAAAUGACUAAAAGGUGUAACUAUUUUGGUAUGAAAACUAAAAGGUAUAACUUUUGAACAUCAUAGAUUCAUAAUAAAAGUUUUAUUCAUAAUACUCAAAACCAUAUCAGACUGUUUUAUAUACAAAGUUCUUGAAGUUCAACUAGUUAUAAUAUUAAAACAAAGUUCUUAAACUUCAACUAGUUAGAAUAUUAAAAUAGUAAACAAUUUUUUUGAUAAUUUGUUUUAGAUAUAUUAUAAUAUAUUGAAACAUUUUUUUUAUAAUAUUUAAACAUUAAUAUGCAUUUCUACAUUAUUGUGUAAAACUUAUACGUUAAACUGCAUUUUAUUAUUUUACUGACUUUGUUCAAAAAAAAAUUAUUUUGACCAUGUUUGGCCUAUGUCUAUCAGGUAUAAAUUCAAAGAAGGACAUGUUCAUAUUCUUUAUUUGUUCAUAUACCCAUUCGUUAGUUAUUAACUGUUUAAGAACAGUAAGUUUUACAAAACAUGUAGAGUCUUAAUUAAAUUGGCUAAUUGAAUAGUGAGACCUUAUACAUUAAUUACGAAAUUAUUUAAACGAAUAGAAGAAUAAAUUAGGUAUAAGAGUUUAGAUGACCAAGCUUAAUAAUUCUGUCUAAUAUUUUAUAGUCGAUUCAUUUAAAUUUGUAGAAACUAGUUUAGUUUUCAAAUGUGAACUUCAGUCAACAUUUUUUUAGUAGCAAUCAAAAGUAUCAUGUCCCUAUUGCGUAAUUUAACAUAUGGCAAUGAGUAUUUAAUUAGAACAUUCUGUUGAUUCUUUUGAUGUUGUAAGAUAUAUCACUGUUUUGAUAAAUAUCUGGAUUUAUUUUUUCAUUCUCCGUACUGAUUGAUCUUAAUAGAAAAAAAAAUCAUAAAAAAUGACACUAUUUCGAAAGGUCACCUCGCUUAUAUCUGAAUACCAUACACCUAAUCACUCCGAGAUAUUGCUCUAUUGACACAAAACUCAUAAAAAAGUUAUAGAAAAGAAAAAAUAAAAACCGUAAAGAUAUAGAUAGCAAAACCCUAGGAUCCGGUUAUGGAAGGACCUACCAAAAGUAAAACCCCUAUCGUAAUAAAAGAAAACUAGGCUAUAUUAAUAUAUUUAGGUGUGAAUAUUCCUGUCGUAUUUAUAUUUUAUGACAUGGAUCCCAACGGUGAGUCGAAGAAAAUAAGCAAAAGAAGAUAUUUGUUCAUUUAUUAUUUUCAGACUGAAAAGACAAGACAAAUGUCAAAUCGGAUCUCAAUCUCAUCAUACGACUGCCAGUGCCUUCUUGUGUUGUCAUCAAUUUUUCACUAAUAUUUCCACCUUUUCCUCCACCGUAACUUAAAUUAAAAUGAAGAUGUAUAAUAAAAAUAUAAAUUGAUUUGAAAAUGAACCAGUUUAUUUCUUCCUUUAUAUGUCAUCCCGCACGUGUGUUCCUGACUGAUCUCAUAGUGUGUACCAUUCGAAGGAUUUCGCUCGAGAAGAACUCUUUAUUUUAUUUUAUUUUAACUUUAGAAGAACUCUAUAUUAAAGGUCCAUCGGAUGAGAAACUCAUCGUAACAAUAUAAUUAAGUUUUAACAAGAAGAAAAUAAACAAGAAACUUAAGUGAUGAGACAUUCGCAUAUGAUAAAAAUGAAGAUUAUAAACAUGUCUUUUUCAAAAUAUACUACUGUAGUUUUGUUUUUGUUUUUAAAUUAGACGUUAAUAUAUGUUUUCUUACAGAAAAUAGUUCAAAGUUAUUCUAUGAUCAGUCAAAUCAAAUAAGACGUAUUAAAGUAACCAUAGUAGAUUAUUUAUCAUCUAUCUUAAAGUAGAGGAUUAAAUAAAUAAAUAUGUUUAUAUAUUGCAUGUCAUAAAAAUAUAUAGGUAAAGAUAUAUUGCAUGUUAUAUAUCAACUCUUUGUAAUGUAAUUAGGUAGGACAAUAACUAUUGAUCUUCUGAUAAAGAGUUCCAAAAAAAAAAUCUUCUGAUAAAGAUAAAACUACGGAUACAAACAACUAAAUAUUGUUUAGCAAAUGAAACACAACUAUAUAGUGUUCCCUCGUUCUAAUAUAUAACAUUUUCGAAUUGAAAGUGCAUAAUUGCCAAAAACAUAACAAUUAAAUUGUCCAUGGCUAAGAAGUUUCUCGCACAUGUUCCCUCGGUUCAUGAAUUUCGUUCAAUGUCAUGGAAGUUGUAUUAAUUUUUUAAAUAUCCGAAAGACUUGUUUAUUCAUAUUGCAAUCACUAUAUGAUUUUUCUACAUGCUUUGGUUUCAUUUCGCAAGAUAUUGUAAAUUAUUUUUUAAUAAAUCACCUAUUUUCUAUAACUCCAUAAUUUAUACAAGACAAGUGACUGAAAUAGUAAAUUUGCUUUAAUGACAUAGAUAAUUAAAUCAAAUUUCUUAAUGCGUUCAAUAUAAAUUAUAAACCAAUAUGUUACAAAACUAAUUAAAAAACAAAAGUGUUAUUACCUAUAUAAAUUGUAUCAAAUAUUGUAGUAUAAAAUGAAACAUAAAACUUAUAAAAUAAUUAAUAAAAUAAUAUCAAAGUUUCUCAAAUUCGAUAAUUUUUUAUUUUAUAUUUUUACAGAAAUUUAGUGAGAAAUCAUCACUGAUCAUAUUCGUAAAACUAUUUUAAUAGAAACGGUUUAUAAAAAUUGGAUUAAGAUUUGACGUUUAUAAUUUCUCGGGAAUGUUUGAAAAGAAAUUAAAUUAAACUAAAUAAAUAAUUUAUUUAUUUAAAUAUUGUAGUGAUCCGACAGAAGGACUCGAUUGAUCCGACCGACACGCAUGUCCAUGCCCUUCAACUUCAACUCUCCACCAAUACGCAUGUCCAUGCCCUUCAACUUCAACUCUCCACCACCAAUUUACCAAGUACUAGUUUACAUUAUUUAUUGUUCCUUUUCUUUUGGCAAACUAUUUGUUGUUUAUAUAUUUUUUUUCAACCUGUUUAUUUAUUUCAAUAACUAAAACUCUUCAUAGUAAUUUUUGGUAUCUGUCACUGAACUUGUAAAUUCGUUAACAAGUGAAUGUUAGAAGAAAAAAAAUCUGAAACAUCGAACUAUGAAAUUAUUAAAAUUUUUUUGAAAAGGUGAAAUUAUUAAAUUUCAGACUGUAACAUCGAACUAUGAAAUUAUUCAGAAGGUUUUAUGCGCGUCCUUAAUUUGUAGCAUAUAAUGGGCAUGAAGGUUUGUUUGGGUUGGAAACAACUUGUAGUCUAUUGAAUCAACAGAUUAAUAUUUUUAAAUCCAAGUACUUCUAAAACAGAAUCUAAUCAUUUAUGCGCUUUUCCAUUGUAGGUAAUUUAUUAUGAAUCCGUAGAAAAAUAAGAUAUUUGUUUUCGUUUAACAUGGAAUAAAAAGUGGGAAACAAGGGAAGAGAUGGUCAGAAAUGGACCAACGGUCAAACGCCAAACCAUCAAAUCACAUUUUUACUAAGUACAGUCGAGACUUUUUAGUGGGUUUGCCUUAACGAAUUAGGCCAAUGUUCUUAUCCAUCACCGUCCUGUCCAACUUACCAUUUUUCCAUAUUAACAAUUUCACACGCAUGCAUAUGGUUUCCAAUAGUGAUCGUGGUUGGUCAGUUUUUUUCUGCGAUUAAUGUGGUGGAUGCUUUUUUAGUUAAAAAAAAACUAUUAUCAAUUUUAAUGUUUAAGAAAGAUCAUUUGAAAUCAAUUAGUUCACUAAAUAUUUGCCUGCAACACCGUAUAUACUGAAUGCAACUAACCAGUCUUAUUUUGCAAGCUAGUGUAAAAGACCAACUCCGAUAGUAUUGCAAAAUAUCAAAUUUGGUGUUAUUUUAUCUCUAAUGUAACUUCAAAAGUUCUAUUAUUAUACCAAAUUUGAUGUUUUGAGAAUUGUGUUACACCACUAUUCAUCACACUAAAUCCUUAUUUUAUUAUAUUUCAUUCAGUAAUAUAAUUAAGUUAAUAUUAUUUAUUAAUUUAAAUUAGUAACUAAAAAAAAAAUAUAUAUAUAUAUAUAUAAAUUAGCUAAAACAAAAUAAAUAUAAAAAUUUAAAUUAGUUAAACAGAAUAUUUAUAUAAAUCUAAAUAAAUAUUCAAAAAGUAAAAUUAUAAUAUUUUAACAAAUAAACAUAAAAUUCAAAUAUAAUAAAAUAAUAAUUAAUCACUACAAAUAACUAAAAUACUAAUAUUAUUAAAAUCAACAAAAAUAAAGUGUAAUAUUUUUUGGGCGUGAAACUUGAUGGUGUAGUUGGAAAUUAAAAUUAAAAUAGAACAUAAAACAUUAAAUUUGAUUUUAUUUCAAUACCAAAUUUAAUAUUAUGGUUGUAGUUGCCCUGACUAGUAACAUUAAAAACCAAUCAAGUUUAUUUUUAGUUUGUAACUUAUCACUCAACGAUUUGAAAGGAAAACGGUAUACUGCAUUUUGCAGUCCCUCUCUAACAAUCUCUUAUUAACUAACACAAAUAUUUCCAUUCUUUAUUCAUGAUACCAGACAAAGCACUUAUUACUAGGGCAUAGAUCAUAGCAAAAGUUGAGGGGCCAGCAAAUUUAAACUAAGAUUAGUUAAAAAGCAAUUAAGAUUAUCUUCGUCCCUAAUCUAUAAUUUACUCUAAAUAUAGAGUAGAAAAUGGAGGAUGAACAAAAAAAAUAAAAAAAUUACUCCAUAAAUAUAAUGAUAUUUUAUUUUUUGUUAUUACUCUAUUUUUCACUCUAUUUUGGAGUAAAUUAUGGAGCGGGGAUGGAGAUUUCCGUACUCUCCUUUUGAUCAGAAAUUUCAACCCAGUAAACAUCGUCUUAAAAUUCUAAUCACCGAUAUACAGAAGGAAAAUGAUGAAUUUCAUUUAGUCACAAAAUGAAGAUUAUUAUAUUGUCUAAAAUAUGAAAUUAUUGAUUUUAUGAUAUUUUGUAUAGCUGUGAUCCAUAUUAAAGGCCACUAAACUAUUUGGCAUUUUAUAAAACACGUCUUCUUUUGCAUCGACAAUCAUAAUUUUUAUUCGCAUUAAUUAGGUAAACGACGCAUGAACCCAAAGUAUAUAUGUUUCUUCUAUAACAUCAUGUGUUGAUUGAGUUUCACAUAUAUAUGUCGUGAACCAAUCCAAAAGACCGUUGCCCAAUCGUCUUGAUUUACUCUACUAUUUUCCUUGCAACUAAUUUUAUGCGUGAUUAUGUAUGCGACUAAAGUGUUAGGUGACAUGGGUUAAUUCGGGGUAUUAGUUAGUCGGUAGCUAAUGAUAUUUAGAGUGCUAAUCAAGAUCUAUAAUCAUACUUUAUAUUUCAUUUCUCUCUCUUCCUUUUGAAAAUUUUAAUUUAAACUGAUUAUUUCUCUUCUUUCCAUAUUGGAUUGGCCCCAAAAUGGAUUCGGCUCGUACUUCUAUGUUAAUCUUGCUAUCUUCCUAUUUUAGUAACAAACGAUAUCACUAAAAUUUCUCUUAAUCCUCUAAUUCUUGAUUUGCUUUUGAUGAAAAAAAGUAUUACUAUUAUACAAAACUCCAAUUGCUCACAGCCAAUAAGAAAGAACACACACGUCGACAUUAAUCAUUUUGAUCGUCUUUUUAUUUAUUUCAAAUUUAUUCAAUUAAUAUCUUCCGGUCCGGUCAUUCAGAUCUCUGUCGUCUCUUUCUCUCUCUAUAUCUAUACACACAAACCAAUCUUUAAACACUAUUGAAUCUCUAUCUCUCUUCUUCAUCUUCUCCAUAAGUUUCAAAAGAUAAAAGCUUGACCCUUCUUUGCUUAUAACUUCUUUCUUUAAGAAAAGAAAAUUAUUUUAUUCAUCUUCUAUAGGACUUUCAGUAGGUCAUCUAGAAACCCUAUUUUUUCUAAUGAAGAAUCAGCAAGAAGCGAUGAGCAGUAGUAUCGAAGAAUCUCUAAAAUCUAUGUCGUUGGAUUACUUAAAUCUCUUAAUCAACGGUCAAGCUUUCUCCGACGUCACUUUCAACGUAGAAGGCCGUCUAGUCCACGCUCACCGUUGCAUCCUGGCCGCACGUAGCCUUUUCUUCCGCAAAUUCUUCUGCGGAUCUGACCCUUCCCAAACCGAUCCGGCUAACCAAACCGGGUCAGGAGCUAGAGCAGCCGUAGUGGGAGGAGUCAUACCGGUGAACUCGGUCGGUUACGAAGUUUUCUUGCUUCUACUUCAGUUCUUGUACAGUGGUCAAGUCUCUAUGGUACCGCAUAAGCACGAGCCAAGAUCGAAUUGUGGCGAUAGAGGAUGUUGGCACACGCAUUGCACCGCAGCUGUGGAUCUCUCUUUAGAUAUCUUAGCUGCGGCUCGUUAUUUUGGCGUGGAGCAGCUCGCUUUGCUUACUCAGAAACAAUUGACAAGCAUGGUGGAGAAAGCCUCCAUCGAAGACGUGAUGAAGGUGCUAAUAGCUUCAAGAAAGCACGACAUGCAUCAACUAUGGACCACUUGCUCUUACCUAGUUGCCAAAUCUGGUCUUCCAACAGAGAUUCUAGCCAAGCACCUCCCAAUCGAACUCGUAGCCAAGGUUGAGGACCUUCGUCUCAAAUCUUCCAUGCCACUUCGUUCCCUAAUGCCUCACCAACAUGACCUAACCUCGGCUCUAGACCUAGAGGACCAGAAGAUCAGGAGGAUGAGACGAGCUUUGGACUCCGCGGAUGUCGAGCUCGUGAAGCUAAUGGUUAUGGGAGAAGGACUCAAUCUAGACGAGUCCUUAGCUUUGGUUUACGCUGUGGAGAAUUGUAGUAGAGAGGUUGUGAAGGCACUUCUUGAGCUUGGAGCAAUCGAUGUGAAUUAUCCGGCGGGUCCCACCAGGAAGACCGCACUCCACAUUGCGUCUGAGAUGGUCUCACCAGACAUGGUGGCCGUCUUACUAGACCACCAUGCAGAUCCCAACGUUCAGACAGUUGAUGGUAUCACUCCUCUUGACAUACUUAGAACCCUAACUUCGGAUUUCUUGUUUAAGGGGACAGUUCCUGGAUUGACUCACGUUGAGCCUAAUAAGCUCAGGCUUUGUCUCGAGCUGGUCCAGUCCGCAGCACUGGUGAUGUCCCGUGAAGAAGGGAUCAAUAAUGAUAACAACACUGUGAUGUACCCUAGGUUGAAAGACGAACACAUGAGUGGAAGCAGUUUGGAUUCAAGAUUGGUUUAUCUUAAUCUUGGAGGUGAACAUGGAAACCAAAUGGAAGGAAUGAGCCUGCAUCAUCAUCAUGAGCCGCCAACAAUGUAUCAUCACCACCACCACCAUUUCUAAGUUUUUUUAGUCGAUCAUCUUCUAGUUAUGAUAAUUAAGAGUAAAGACAUAUUCGAGAUCUAAUUUAUUUGUUAUGGUAGACAUUUUCUGUGUAUAUGGAUAUGCGAUGUAAACUCUUAUAUUCCGUUAAGAGUGGGAAGGAAGGAGACAAGAAGAUAAUCAGGCCACCAACAAAAUGGUCAUUAGAAAACGUAUUUUUUUAUAAAAAGAAAAAUUAUGCUGUUGUUAUUGGAAAGUUAAGAUACUAGUAAUUAUAAUCUCAUUACUUAUACUAAUUUUGUUGUUAUAAACUCAUAUUUCUCUUCUAAAAUUCAUUCAAAUAUAAUUAUUGACUCAAUAAAUUUAUAACAAUAUUUUUCUAUAAUUUUGUAGGUCAUAGCAAAUCACAAAGCUAAUAAGUCUCCAUAACCUAAUUUUCAUAGGACAUGCGCAUGCUAUAUAUAGCUAUUUCAAUUAUCAUGAGACUCCUAAAAAGUUCAGUCAAAGGCAUAUAUGAUUCAAUUCCAAUUUCAGUGAAUUAUUGUCCAGGACUUUACUACAUAUAUAUUUAUUUUAUAAAUCAAAACUAAAUCAUAAUUAACUACGUAACUCUUUUGAACGUUAUCAAAAGGUUAAACUAGAAUAAUUGACUCUAACAACAUUUUGAAGAUUGGGUAAUAUGGUUCAGUGAAAAUUAAAUUAAGAAUUUCUCCAAAAUUUUACAAUUACGGUUAAGCGUUAAACACUUUUUUAACGUCUGAUUAAUUAUGGUAUUACAACACGAUUUUACGGCUGAAAAUUAUACCACUAUUUGAGAAUACACGUCUGACUGCGUCACUUCGAACUGUCCUAUAAGAUCCAUGUUUCAUGAUACGCUCUCUGAAAAUUCUUACAAUCUUUUUUUCUCUGUAAUAUACAUAAUUUAAGGUUUAAAUUCCAGAUCUCCGGAUGUAAAAAUAUUAAUGAACCUUUUCAUUGGAUUAAAGGUGUUUCCACAAAAUUUAAUAAUGGUAGUUUUGUAUCCAUGCUCGAGCAAUUAGCUCAUUAAUUAGUCUUUGGAAAUUUUCCAUUGGUGGAAUUUUAUUUCAGGUAGAAGUUUCAUGACUAAAACGAGGUUUAACCAAAUUUAAAAGACUGAACAGUACACAAAAACUAUUUAAAUAAUCAGAAAAUAACUGGUUACAAACCCCAAUGAGGCAUGAAGAACGCCUCAUGCUUAUCUAAAGAGUCAUAUACUCAUAUAUACGUCCGUCUCUCUUGGUUAAAGAAGACAAUCCUCAUAUUAUAAAAACCACCAGGUCCACCGAACCACCAUCGUGGGCGAAUUUUGACCGCACAAAAUUAAAUAUGGAAGAAUAUAUUGUAUAUAUAUAUUGGAGAGAAGAUCCCACAUCGAAUAUAUGAAAGGGACUUGAGUAAUAUAUAAGGGACUUGGGUCAAUCCACUAAUUGCCAAUUGAUUUUAAGUUGGAAGCCCAAGAAACUUAUCAUGGUAUCAGAGCCGGCCCAAUACUCUGACCCAUUAAUCCGGCCCGGACAGUGGCCCGAUCAUCCCAUUAGCUGAUGGCCAUAAAAGACUCAGUUCCACCGAGAUCGCUAGAAAAUAAAAGCAUGAUUUCGGAGGGGGUAUGAUGGAUUCUGCGAGAUUAAUGGUUAUACGCACCAUUAUCUCGAGGGAGGGUAUUGGAGAGAAGAUCUCACAUCGAAUAUAUGAAAGGGACUUGAGUAAUAUAUAAGGGACUUGGGUCAAUCCACUAAUUGCAAAUUGGUUUUAAGUUGGAAGCCGAAGAAACUUAUCAAUAUAUCUUUAUCAUAAGAAAAAUGAGGUUUUGGCCGGGUACAACCUCAAGUUUGAAACUGUUUAUUUUUAUAACAUUAGUUUAUACAAACGAAUCAUGUGCCCGUCCAAGCACCACCUCCCACGAUUUUCUAAUAUAUUCGAAUAUCCUGGUUUAUGCCUACUGAUUCGCACAGUGAGCAAAAAGAACCCCCAAGUUUUUCAAGGAAAAGACCUCGUGUUUUAAAUUCUUAUAUUUUGGACCCCUAAAUUUUAACAUAAUAUACAAAUCCAGCUCUUUACUCUUUUUGCCUAUAUAUACGUUGUAACAAAGAGACGCUUCUCUCUAAAACUAACACUCACAAAGAAAAGAAGAGAAACCACUAAAAGAGCAGGAAAUGGCCGGACUACAAUACAGUUUCUUCCCAACAGACUUCUUCUACCCAAGAGCUUCUCCUCCGGCUACAAGCCUCGUCGCUGCUACUCCAAAACUGGAGAUAACCCAAAAGAGAGAUGAUUCAGUAGUGAUUGAUAAAACUCGUGCCUCUAAGUUGUCUCUUCUUAUACGUGAAAAGACCAAUACUCAGUCACGUUUAGAUACGCAAACAUGGAAGAUGAAGAAGCCACUUCUGAUCGAAGAUGACAUGUUGUAUUUUUGAUAUAGCUUAUAAUCAUCAAGCUACAAUCCUUCUUUCAGCCUUGAGUCGCUCGUUGUGACUAUACACAUCAAUAAGGUCAUGAUCUAUAUUUCUAUUUCUAGCAUAUAGGUUUUGAGCCUCAUAGAUGCCAAUAGGCAAUACAGUUUUAUUUUGAUCUGGCUGUUGUUUAGAGCUCUGAUGUAUACCUUUACAUUUUAAGUCUUUGAUAGAUUGUAAUAAAAAAAAAACGUAUGUUCUUGUGUAGACUUCUUCUCUUGUAAACCCAACGUCCAUGACUAUGAUAUUAUUUAGUCCGCUUCUUUA